CAGUAAAGAAAGAAAAUAAAGAAGAAAAAUGUAUAUUUUAAGCGUCUUCCUUUGAAAUUAUCAUUAUCCAAAAAACAACACGAAACAAUAAGCAGAAAAUCAGAGUUAGGAAUAACAUGGUGAUGAGUGUUCAAUUUCAACCAUCAGCAUGUUUAUGGACUCCAAACUCUCCAUCUCCACAAAUUUCUGGAAAAUUUCUUCCCAACCGUCGAAGACUCUCCACAUCAUCUCUCGCCGCCACACCAACACUCUCAUCUCAAUCUCCCACCAUUCAGAUAAUUGGCAACAACACAUUUGAUGGUAACCUAGGAAAGACUGAUCUUUGGACUGACAUUGACACUGAUCUUUAUCACUGGACAAAGGUUUUGCGCCCGGUGCAGUGGUUUCCUGGGCAUAUUGCAAAGGCGGAAAAGGAACUGAAGGAACAGCUUAAGUUGAUGGAUGUUGUUAUAGAGGUUCGGGACGGUCGUAUUCCGUUAUCCACAAGUCAUCCACAGAUGGAUCUAUGGCUUGGUAAUAGAAAGAGAAUUAUGGUUUUAAAUAGAGAAGACAUGAUAUCAACUGCAGAUCGAAAUGCUUGGGCAGAAUAUUUUACUAAGCUUGGAACAAAGGUUGUCUUCUCCAAUGGGCAGCUUGGAAUGGGCACUAUGAAGCUAGGCCGGUUAGCAAAGGAAUUAGCAGCUGAUGUAAACGUUAAGCGGAGAGCCAAAGGACUACUUCCUCGUCCGGUUCGAGCUGGAAUAGUUGGAUACCCUAAUGUUGGAAAAUCAUCUCUGAUCAACCGUUUGUUAAAGCGAAGAAUGUGUGCAGCAGCUCCAAGGCCAGGAGUUACAAGAACAUUGAGGUGGAUUCGAUUUGGGAAAGAUCUUGAAUUGCUGGAUUCUCCCGGGAUACUUCCAAUGCGAAUCAGUGACCAGUCAGCCGCUAUAAAACUUGCCAUAUGUGAUGACAUUGGAGAGAAAUCCUAUGAUGUGGCUGAUGUUGCUGCAAUUCUCGUACAAAUGCUUACAAAGCUUCCAGCUGUAGGUCGAGAUGUACUUUGUAAACGAUACAAGUUUCACGUAGACAGUGAAUGUGGUAAAAUAUUCGUAGAGAAGCUCGCGCUACAUUUGUUCAAUGGCGAUGUUCAUCAAGCAGCAUACCGUGUCCUGUCAGAUUUUAGAAAAGGUAGGUUUGGUUGGACUGCACUGGAGAGGCCUCCUAGGUGAUGUCAAAUAUUUGCUUUUAGAAGCAACAAUCUUUGAAGCUAGAAUUGAAAAUUAUGCCGGAGAUUUCUAGGACCAGACUGAAGAACUCGUCGAGUCACUCUCCCAUGGCGAUAUUCUAGGAUUGUGAAAUGGCAUCAUGAAAAGUAAAGGUCAUGAAUUUUCUUGGAAGAUUUGAGGCACACUAAACAAAGGAUUUGAACCAAUAGAUGCUUAUUACAAUGUAACUAUUUUUUGGUCUCCUGUGUAUGUAUACAACGACCUCAUUUAAUGGGAUAAGACUUGAUUGUUGUUGUAUGUGUCUGUAUAUAACUCGUGUUGUGACUUAUGAUAUGAUAUGCAUCAUACUAACAGUAUUAUUGUGUA
Messenger RNA from Lathyrus oleraceus (garden pea), 1571 nucleotides. RefSeq names its product DAR GTPase 3, chloroplastic. Bases 117 to 1208 code for a protein of 363 amino acids. Lineage: Eukaryota; Viridiplantae; Streptophyta; Magnoliopsida; Fabales; Fabaceae. Gene Ontology annotation, cellular component: mitochondrion. Gene Ontology annotation, molecular function: GTPase activity; GTP binding. The record is from RefSeq and is a predicted model, not a curated record. The transcript is spliced from 9 exons. Gene Ontology annotation, biological process: mitochondrial translation.